AUGCGGCUGAGCGUAUGCACCGUGAGCAUGCCGCAUCGGCCGGGUAGGGAUGCCAUGACGCUUGGCAGGCCUUUCGUCGACGAAGGCUCGGGCGAUUUCGUCCGGUUUGGAGGCAAUAUAUUGAACUUGCUAAAUUUUGUGCGGACAUUUGGUGAUCACGGUCAAGCUCCUGAGGAUGUUGUCGCUGAAUACUACCAACAGCAAGUGGAAAUGCUGGAGGGUUUCAAUGAAAUGGAUGCGCUGACAGAUCGUGGUUUUCUUCCUGGAAUGUCCAAGGUUGCUAGGAGUGAAACAUUAGCCAUCCGGCUGUCAAACAUUGCAAACAUGGUUCUUUUUGCUGCAAAAGUGUAUGCUUCAGUACGUAGUGGCUCGCUUGCUAUUAUAGCUUCCACUUUGGAUUCUCUUCUUGACUUGUUAUCGGGGUUCAUCUUAUGGUUUACUGCAUUUUCUAUGCAAACACCAAAUCCCUACAGAUACCCAAUUGGUAAAAAGCGCAUGCAGCCGCUGGGAAUACUUGUCUUUGCCUCAGUCAUGGCAACGCUUGGCCUUCAGAUCAUCUUAGAAUCAACUCGAUCACUGUUGUCUGAUCUGUGUGGGAGCCUUGAUCUUUCAGUAUCAGUAACACAUAGUCCCUGCAGUUCACUAAAAGCUGUCAUUUGGGACAUGAGUAAUCAAACUUUUAAAAUCGGCUACUUGUACAUACUCCCUCCAUCCCAAAAUAAGUGUCUCAAGGGUGGUGAAUUCAGCUUGACGAAGGAGCAGGAAAAGUGGGUUGUGGACAUCAUGCUCUCAGUGACGCUGGUGAAACUUGCCCUGGCUUUAUAUUGCCGCACGUUCACCAACGAAAUCGUCAAGGCUUAUGCGCAGGAUCACAUUUUCGAUGUUAUCACUAAUAUAAUUGGCCUUGUGGCUGCACUGCUCGCAAAUUAUUUUGAAGGAUGGAUCGACCCAGUUGGUGCAAUUAUUCUAGCAAUCUACACCAUCAGGACAUGGUCCAUGACGGUGCUGGAAAACGUACACUCGCUCGUCGGGCAGUCGGCUUCGCCAGAGUACCUUCAGAAGCUGACCUACCUUUGCUGGAACCACCACAAGGCCGUGAGGCACAUCGACACGGUGCGUGCCUACACGUUCGGCUCGCACUACUUCGUGGAGGUGGACAUCGUGCUGCCGGCCGGUAUGCCGCUGCAGGAGGCGCACGACAUCGGCGAGGCCCUGCAGGAGAAGCUGGAGCGCCUGCCUGAGAUCGAGCGCGCCUUCGUGCACCUUGAUUACGAGUUCACCCAUCGGCCUGAGCACGCUCUGUCCCACGACAAGCGUCGCAGAAAAACCUGCGGGUGCAGCACGGAACUGAAAUGUGCAUACUGGAGUGCCGGAUCUGGCGAUGUCGACGUAGAUUGUGUCUUUUGUAGCAUCAUCAUCUUGAAAGAUUCUCCUCCAAAAACCUUGUGGGAAAAAUAUGAGGAGUGGUGUAGAAUAUGUUGCUAA
Messenger RNA from Triticum turgidum subsp. durum (durum wheat), 1485 nucleotides. The record is from the annotation of a GenBank genome assembly. NCBI's taxonomy places the organism in Eukaryota, Viridiplantae, Streptophyta, Magnoliopsida, Poales, Poaceae.